AAAUUUAUGUACCAUGAAACAGAAAUCGUUUACAGACUAAUCGAAAAUGCAUCACAAGUGGGAAAGGUACCUGAUGUGUUGGUGGGAAAACUAGGACUACACCAACUGCCAAACCAAUCUGAAGAUGAACUUGAAAAAUCUGGGGGUGUUAUUGAAGAACCACCGCGAUCAAAAAAGAAGCGUAGAAGUGGAAAUUUUCAAGAGUUUGUGAGUGGAUUAAGAAAGAUUGUUCAUGUCAGAACACCAACUCGCUCACAUCCGAGCAAGGUUUUGUCUGAGAUCGAUACUCCUGAUGUAUGCAAUGAUAACCUUGGAAAUUCAUCCACGGGAACCCCAGUAACAAGGUCAGGCUCAAAACGCAAAGCUGAAGCAGACCUUCCUUCUUUUUCGGCUUCCAAAAAACCAGCUCUUGCUGAGACAUUGACCAAGAAUCCUACUGUUUAUCCAGGUUAG
Molecule: messenger RNA, 453 nt
Organism: Limulus polyphemus (Atlantic horseshoe crab)
Lineage: Eukaryota; Metazoa; Arthropoda; Merostomata; Xiphosura; Limulidae
Exons: 3
Coding region: 7-453 (148 amino acids)
Source: RefSeq, a predicted model, not a curated record